AUGGCAAAAUGCUUACUCCCUAAAUUAAUAUUUUACACGAUCACAGUUUCGAGCAUUUCUUCCCUAAUUUACAUAAAUAAUGUGAAGAAGCUUCCAUAUAGUUUUAUAGACAAAGUUAAUACAUAUAUUAAUUGGACAAAGGGGAAUGAAUACGAUACACAUUGGAACAAUUUAAGACUCUAUUCAAAUGAAAUCCCAAACCAAAUGUUGACAAAUACAAAAGAAAAAUAUGAAUUAGAACUUUUAGGUAGAAUUUUAAGUGCUUCUGAACAACUCGUACCUACUUCUAACCAUAGUGUUUCCCAUAAACAUACACAUUAUCAUGAUACAGUUCCAACUAUCGAAGAUGAUAAUGUAUCAUAUAUAUUACCAAAUAACGUCUUUUCCUUAUGUUUACGCAAUUUUAUAAGUAGCUUAUAUAAAAAAAUGAAGCAUAAAAAACACCCUUAUCCUAUUCCUACGCCUAUAUCCCAUAUUGUAAGUUCCCAACUGGCUAAAAAUAAAAGUGCACCUACUACAGAUUUGCAACCUUAUUCCAUUAAUUGUACAAUUAGAAAAUUCCCUGAUACACCCAAAACUAACGGAUAUUGUAUAAAAGGAAAAAACUAUAUGGUUCUUGCUCGUGAAGGAGAUCCACAUAUAUCCAAAAUGAAUUCACGAGAAUAUGUCAGUUAUUUUUUAACCCUUUUUAGAAAAUUUGCAAAUAGUAAUAAAGAAAUUAAAUCACAAGACGCUAUAGAAUAUGCAUAUGAAAAUGAUAAUUAUAAGGGAGAAAUAAGUAUUUGUGCAAUAGUUAUUAAUGACGAUAACACAAUAUCUGCAAGUAUAGUUGGAAAUCAACAAUAUAUAAUUAUACGAGAUGGAAAAAUUGCACAUAAAGGACAAUAUACAAAAAAGAGUUAUAAUUAUUUACCUACUAUAGGAAAUAGUAAAAAUAAUGACAUUAAUAAUUUGAUGACUGAAGAAGUACCUGUAGAAAAAGGUGAUAUUAUUAUUUCUGGAAGUAAUAUCAUAUGGUCUGUUUUACUUGAUGAUCAAAUAUUAGCUAUAGCAUCAAGCGUUGAUUUUAGUAUGUUAUCAAAGGCAAUAGCUAGAUCUACUUAUAUUUAUGCAAUAUCUGAAUUGAACAACGCAAAUAUGGACUGUGAUUCUAUGGGUUUUAUCAAUGAAAAGUGCAUGGGAAUUAGCGACGAUAUUUCUGUGGCAUGUGCACGUAUUAAUUAA
Plasmodium vinckei vinckei is the source of this 1224-nucleotide messenger RNA. Its product is annotated as protein phosphatase, putative. Lineage: Eukaryota; Apicomplexa; Aconoidasida; Haemosporida; Plasmodiidae. The coding region runs from base 1 to 1224 and encodes 407 amino acids. The transcript has a single exon. The record is from RefSeq and is a predicted model, not a curated record.